Messenger RNA from Rhododendron vialii, 2602 nucleotides. Its product is annotated as protein transport protein SEC23 C. Bases 125 to 2416 code for a protein of 763 amino acids. Gene Ontology annotation, molecular function: zinc ion binding; GTPase activator activity. Gene Ontology annotation, biological process: intracellular protein transport; COPII-coated vesicle cargo loading; COPII-coated vesicle budding. NCBI's taxonomy places the organism in Eukaryota, Viridiplantae, Streptophyta, Magnoliopsida, Ericales, Ericaceae. The transcript is spliced from 13 exons. Gene Ontology annotation, cellular component: COPII vesicle coat; endoplasmic reticulum exit site. The record is from RefSeq and is a predicted model, not a curated record.
AAAAAAAACCCCUGCAAACUAAACUGAAAAAAGCUUCAACACCAGCUCACUUCAUCAAGAUACCCCACUGGUUUGGUAACUGGAAACUCCUCUCUCUCUCUCUCUCUCUCCCCUCCCCCAAACCAUGACAGAAUUCCUCGACCUCGAGACCCAAGACGGCGUUCGGAUGCCCUGGAACGUCAUCCCGGGCACGAAACACGACUCCUCCAACGCCAUCAUCCCCGUCUCCGCCCUCUACACCCCUCUCAAGCCCCUCCCUUCCACUACCCCAACCCUCCCCUACGCUCCCCUCCGCUGCCGCAACUGCCGCUCCGUCCUCAACCCCUUCUCCAUCGUCGACUUCGCAUCCAAGAUCUGGAUCUGCCCCUUCUGCCUCGCCCGCAACCACUUCCCCCCCCACUACCACUCCAUCUCCGACGACAACCUCCCCGCCGAGCUCUACCCCCAGUGCACCACGAUCGAGUACGAGUCAUCGCCCGCGGAGAGGUCGUCGGUGCCGCCCGUGUUUCUGUUUGUGGUGGAUACGUGCGUGAUCGAGGAGGAGGUGGGGUUUCUGAAGUCGUCGGUCUCGCAGGCUGUCGGGCUGUUGCCGGAGAAUUCGAUGGUCGGGUUGAUCACGUUCGGGACUUAUGUUUGCGUGCAUGAAUUAGGGUUUGGGCAGGUGCCUAAGGUGUAUGUGUUUAAGGGGUCCAAGGAGGUGACGAAGGAUCAGAUUAUGGAGCAGAUGGGUUUUUUUGUGAAGAGGGCGAGGCCUGCGACCGGGGUGGUUGCGGGGGUGAAGGAUGGGCUGUCGCAGGAGAGCAUUUCGCGGUUCUUGUUGCCUGCGUCAGAGUGUGAGUUUGCGAUGAACUCGAUAUUGGAAGAGCUUCAGAAAGAUCCUUGGCCUGUCCCAACAGAUCAAAGGGCAACAAGGUGUACUGGCACGGCAUUGAGUGUCGCUGCACAUUUGUUGGGAGCAUGUGUUCCAGGUUCUGGGGCUAGAAUCAUGGCUUUUACAGGUGGGCCCACAACAGAAGGGCCGGGUGCAAUUAUAGGGAAAAAUUUGUCUGAACCUGUACGAUCUCACAAGGACCUUGAUAAAGAUUCUGCUCCCUAUUAUCAUAAAGCGGUAAAGUUCUACGAGGGACUUGCGAAACAGCUUGUACAUCAAGGGCAUGUACUUGAUCUCUUUGCUUGUGCUCUUGAUCAGGUUGGGGUUGCCGAACUUAAAGUAGCGGUUGAAAGAACUGGGGGGCUUGUUGUGCUUGCAGAAAGUUUUGGCCAUUCAGUUUUCAAGGAUUCUUUUAAACGUGUUUUCCAAUCUGGUGACUACGAUCUUGGUCUCUCAUCAAAUGGUAUAUUUGAGGUUAAUUGCUCAAAGGAUAUCAGAGUUCAGGGUAUUAUUGGUCCUUGUGCAUCUCUUGAAAAGAAAGGCCCUUUGUCCUCUGAAACUGUUAUUGGUCAGGGAAAUACCACUGCAUGGAAAAUGUGUGGCCUGGACAAAGCCACAUCCUUAUGCCUUGUAUUCGAAAUGGUGAAGAAGGACAGCCCAGAAGCCAUUGAUCAAUCAGCCAACAGUCAAUUCUACUUCCAAUUUUUGACUUAUUAUCAGCAUAGUAGCGGACAAAUGAGACUUCGUACGACUACGCUUUCCAGGAGAUGGGUUGCUGGACCUGGAAGCAUACAGGACUUAAUUUCUGGAUUUGACCAAGAAGCUGCUGCUGCAGUGAUGGCACGCCUAGUUUCUUUCAAAAUGGAAACGGAGGCUGAAUUUGACCCUAUUAGAUGGCUGGAUAAGUCCUUAAUACAUCUAUGUUCUCGGUUUGGAGAGUACCAAAAGGAAAGCCCUUCUUCUUUCAGCUUAUCUCCACGGUUCUCAAUAUUUCCUCAGUUUAUUUUCCAUUUACGACGUUCUCAGUUUGUUCAGGUUUUUAACAACAGCCCGGAUGAGACAGCAUAUUUUAGAAUGAUCCUUAACCGGGAAAAUGUUGCCAACUCUGUUGUGAUGAUUCAACCUUCAUUGAUUUCCUACUCUUUCCAUUCCACUCCAGAACCAGCUCUCCUUGAUGUGGCUGCCAUUUCUGCUGAUAGGAUACUACUUUUGGAUUCUUAUUUUACCGUCGUCGUAUUUCAUGGAUCUACUAUUGCUCAGUGGCGGAAGGCUGGAUAUCACAAUCAGCCUGAACACGUGGUGUUUGCCCAGUUGCUACAAGCGCCUCACGACGAUGCAAAUGCAAUACUUAAAGAGAGAUUCCCGGUGCCCCGUAUGGUUAUUUGUGAUCAACAUGGUUCCCAGGCCCGUUUUCUGCUGGCGAAAUUGAAUCCUUCUGCUACAUACAACUCCGAUGUGCCUGCUCCUGAAAGGGAAAUCCUUUUCACAGAUGAUGUUAGCUUUGAGACGUUUCUGGAUCAUCUGCAGCGGUUAGCAGUUCAAUAAAAUUCUUUACCGAUCACAUUAAAGGUUUAGCGGUUAGAUAUAAUAGUUCUCCAAUUUUGUAGAAUCUGUAAUUUGAAUUGAUUGUACAGUAAUGCAUUUCGGCCUUCGAGUUAAAACUUGUUAAUUUGUAAUGUUUUCCUUGCGGUUUGAUUCGUUUGAAUAAUACGGAGUCAUGGGUUCUUUCAA